AUGAUUUCCUCACCGCUCCGAGCACAUCCCAAACAAAACGAACAUGGCGGAGUGUGAGGAGGAACAGCGGGGCCUGUUGGGAGCAGAAGAUGAAGAGUACCCGGCUCCAGACACACAAGGCGAGGGGGAAACGAGGACCCCGCUUCCCGCUAUCUGCGACCCCAGCCGUCUCCAGCAUCGCAUUGUCGUUUUGGUCUUUAUGUGCUUCCUGGGAUUUGGCAGUUAUUUCUGUUAUGACAACCCCGCAGCACUUCAGACCGAAUUUCUUCAGGAUAUGGAUCUGAACACCGCAGACUUUAUGCAGCUUUAUGCAUGGUACUCCUGGCCAAAUGUGGUCCUUUGCUUUCUAGGAGGAUUUCUUCUUGAUAGGGUUUUUGGUAUUAGACUUGGGACUAUACUAUUUUCACUCUUUGUCUUUGGUGGGCAGAUAAUAUUUGCAAUUGGAGGAUUGGUUAAACAGUUCUGGCUUAUGGAAGCAGGGCGUUUUAUAUUUGGGAUUGGAGGCGAGUCCCUGGCUGUGGCUCAGAACACAUAUGCAGUGAACUGGUUUAAAGGAAAGGAGCUUAAUCUAGUGUUUGGCCUGCAGCUUAGUAUGGCUAGACUUGGCAGCACAGUGAACAUGAACAUCAUGGGCUCAGUCUAUAAUAAAGUUGGUGAAUCUGUUGCUGCUGGACACACUACACUGGGAGUCUCAUUGAUGAUCGCUGCUUCAACAUGCCUGUUCUCUCUAAUCUGUGCGUUGGUUUUGGGAUUCCUCGACAAACGAGCAGAGAAAAUCCUCCACAAGGAGCAGGGCAAGACAGGAGAGGUCAUUAAACUGACAGAUGUUAAAGACUUCCCUCUCUGCCUGUGGCUCAUCUUCAUUAUUUGUGUGGGAUACUACGUGGCAAUAUUCCCCUUUAUUGGACUGGGACAAGUAUUCUUUAUUGAAAAAUUCAACUUUUCUCCAGCUAAUGCCAGAGCCGUCAACAGUAUUGUGUACAUCAUUUCGGCUCCAGCGUCACCAGUACUGGGCUUUAUGGUCGAUAAGAUUGGGAGGAACGUGAUAUGGGUGAUGUGUGCUGUAGUGACAACACUAGCUGCCCACAUGAUGCUGGCCUUCACUUUUUGGAAUCCAUGGAUCGCCAUGUCCUUAUUGGGAGUGUCCUACUCAUUACUGGCAUGUGCUCUGUGGCCUAUGGUGGCAUUUGUGGUCCCUGAGCAUCAGCUGGGUACAGCUUAUGGCUUUAUGCAGUCGAUCCAGAAUCUGGGACUGGCUCUCAUUGCCAUGGCAGCAGGGGCCAUACUUGACAACAGAGGCUACCUGGUUUUAGAAGUAUUUUUCUGUGCCUGCAUAUGCAUUGCACUAAUGGCUGUGGUGAUGUUGUACUUUGUGGAUUACCUCAAAGGGGGAGAUUUAAACCGCUCAGCUGCUGACAGAGCCAGACUUCAGAAAGAAGCUACUUCACACUCUGAAUGAUGAUGGGGGAACACACUAGCUUCAGGGUGUCAGAGCCAGCCUGCAGCAGUGUCCAGCCCAUGGUCUAUUUACUCUCAUGGGGCUGGAUUGCACCACUGACUGCACUCAGUUCUGACAUCACCUUUUUCCACCGACUCUGAUCACUGUCCCAUUCUUUUUUUUUUUAUGUACUUUUAUGAUAAUUUAAACAUUUUAUUGAUUUCUAUAUUGCGUCAGAUUUACUUGACAAAGGAAUUUACUGUCACUGCUACAAAUUACAUUACAUAACUGAAGGGGCCAACUACCCACUUGAAGUUUUUGUAAGCUAGCAGCUUUUAGUACUUGGUGGUUCACUUUAUAUGCCUUAUUCUAAGCAAUAUAAUUUUUUUUUUUAAUCUAAUAUUGCUGAACAAUCAGCAUUUUAUGUUAUUAAUUAAAUGACCACUAUGUAGUCUUACAAGUUUUUGCUUUUGAUUCUCAGUUUUUAACAUUAAGAAUUCAUUUCAUUAGGAGCUAAUGCCAUGAUUUUUUUUUAUAUUAAGUUUUUUAUGAAAUUCUCUGUUGCAUUGAUGAUAUAUUUGGAGAGAAUGAAAAUCUUCAAAUGUCAGCAUAGCCUUUAUUGCACAGAUUUCCCCUUUUUAGCUCAGGUAACCCAUGUGUGUUAAGCACUGCCCCCAUAGUAGAGCUGGGGCUUCAUCAUUCCAGUAACAGAGUUUUUGACACUCACUGAGAAUGCCAGUUUACUACCUCAUUUGGACAGUGUAUUAUCUAUCAAAUUAUUAUACGUCGUUUCUACACUAUGGGUAUGGUCACACACUGUGUGUUGUCACUUUUGCUAUGUGUUUUUUUUUUUCUUUUUAAAUAGACAUUUAAAUGCGUUGUUAAAAAAAGAACAAUAUGCUGUGUUAUUAAAUGUUGUACUUUUUAA
This is a messenger RNA of Boleophthalmus pectinirostris (great blue-spotted mudskipper), 2366 nucleotides long. RefSeq names its product major facilitator superfamily domain containing 1 (gene mfsd1). The coding region runs from base 44 to 1459 and encodes 471 amino acids. Gene Ontology annotation, molecular function: transmembrane transporter activity. NCBI's taxonomy places the organism in Eukaryota, Metazoa, Chordata, Actinopteri, Gobiiformes, Gobiidae. Gene Ontology annotation, biological process: transmembrane transport. The transcript has 16 exons. Gene Ontology annotation, cellular component: lysosome. The record is from RefSeq and is a predicted model, not a curated record.